CUGGAAUUAAAGAGCAGAAGAAGAAAAAGUCAUGUUAGGAAAAUCUACCCAUAGUGCCAUGCAGCUUUAGGAAUGAAUGAUGGCAAACAAUAUACUUGCAAAUAUUCCAAAUUUUGAGUGUCCCUCGUGGGCAGGUAAACCUCCACCUGGGCUGCAUUUGGACGUGGUAAAAGGAGACAAACUGAUUGAGAAACUGAUCAUCGAUGAAAAAAAGUUCUACUUGUUUGGGAGAAACCCAGACCUUUGUGACUUCACAAUUGAUCACCAGUCAUGUUCUCGUGUCCAUGCUGCACUGGUCUACCACAAACACCUAAAGAGGCUUUUUCUCAUUGACCUCAACAGCACACAUGGCACGUUUCUUGGACACAUUCGCCUUGAGCCCCACAAGCCUCAGCAGGUUCCUAUUGACUCCACUAUGUCUUUUGGUGCCUCCACACGUGUGUACACCAUCCGAGAGAAACCGCAAAGCCAGGCUAAUGUAAGUGCAGGAGACAAAACAGGAGACGACGAGGAACUGAAGGGGCUGCUGGGACUUCCUGAGGAGGAAACUGAGCUAGAGAAUUUGACCGAGUUCAACACUGCACACAAUAAGCGCAUCUCCACUCUGACCAUAGAGGAGGGCAAUCUGGAUAUCCAGAGGCCCAAGAGGAGAAGGAAAAGUUCCAGAGUGAGCUUUAAUGAAGAUGAGGAGAUUAUCAAUCCAGAGGAUGUUGACCCGUCUGUUGGACGCUUUCGAAACAUGGUGCAGACUGCUGUUGUUCCUUUAAAGAAGAAAAAAAUGGAGAGUGGAAAUGUUUUAGGGAUUGAGGACACAGUCGCACAUCAUGUACACAGUUUCCCCAUGAAAGGUGGGCUCUAUGGAGAUCUUCCACCUGCCGGCCAUGAGGCUCAUGCUGCAGGUGGCACCAUGCUGGGUGGACUCCCACUACCAAACCCUGCUCCAGAGGUGGACUUGGCCCCAGGGCCUCCUCUGCCACCUGUUACACUCAAUCCCACUCCUGUCUCAGGCCCUUAUGCUCCAGAAGGGCUCAGCGAACCCCGCAAGAAGAAGUAUGCCAAGGAGGCCUGGCCUGGAAAAAAGCCCACUCCAUCUUUACUUCUCUAGCUGCUGGUUAAUCUGGACAAUGGCGGUCUCUUGACAGUGUGGAGUUUUUAUGGAUAGAUUGUGAUUUUUACUUAUAUUUUCCUCUUUAUAUGAGUCCCUUAAAAGGCAUUCCGUUGAGGCUUUAGAAAGUAAAAACAUUGGGAAAGUCUGAGAUAUGAAAUGUUUAUUUAACGCAUGACCUAGGAAGUGAUUUUUCAAACAAAUGUUAGACGCUAGAUGGCAGAAGGCCCGUAUGAGACAUAAUGGUUCUUAAAGAGCUUUACAAUAAUGUCCCCUCCUACUGAACGUCAAAAUCAUUUUUACAAAAAACCUUGCAGAGAUCUCGUUUGUUUUACAUACGUAAUGUUUUCUGGUAUUUUUUUGCUUUUGUAUCUAAAAAACAGUCAGUAAACCUUAAUUAUUUUUA
Molecule: messenger RNA, 1511 nt
Organism: Silurus meridionalis
Lineage: Eukaryota; Metazoa; Chordata; Actinopteri; Siluriformes; Siluridae
Gene: ppp1r8b
Product: protein phosphatase 1, regulatory subunit 8b
Exons: 7
Coding region: 77-1105 (342 amino acids)
Cellular component (GO): nuclear speck
Molecular function (GO): protein serine/threonine phosphatase inhibitor activity; protein binding; mRNA binding
Source: RefSeq, a predicted model, not a curated record